AUGAAUUUCAUUAAAGAAGCCAUUUGUGAUAAUAACGAUGAAGUGUAUAAAUACCUUCUCGGCUGGAUUGCAUCAAUGAUUCAACAUCCUGGAAUCAAGAAUGAAACAGCAAUUAUUUUGAAAGGACUUCAGGGAACAGGUAAAAACAGAUUUACAGACAUUAUUUCUGAACUUCUCGCUGGUUAUUCAUGUAAAAACAUUACUGAAAUAAGUGAGCUAACGGGUAAUUUCAAUUCAGUAGUUGAGAAUAAACUGCUUCUUGUACUUAAUGAACUCAAGAAUGUAGGUGAAGACAGACUUGCAAACUUCAACGCUUUGAAAUCAAUUAUAACGGAUAAUGAGAUUAGAAUUAAUGAAAAGAAUCAACCCAGAAGAACUGCUCGGAAUGUUGCCAAUUUCAUUUUCGUAACUAAUAACGUUUACCCUGUCAAAAAUUGA
This is a messenger RNA of Trichomonas vaginalis G3, 438 nucleotides long. RefSeq lists its product as uncharacterized. NCBI's taxonomy places the organism in Eukaryota, Parabasalia, Trichomonadida, Trichomonadidae. The record is from RefSeq and is a predicted model, not a curated record. Bases 1 to 438 code for a protein of 145 amino acids. The transcript has a single exon.